UCACAGCAAAGCGUCCGUCUGUCUCUCUCACGGUACUGACACUCCUAGAGCGAGAAACAGUCACCAGAGCCACAAUCAGAUUUAAAUCACAGUAUCUUUAGAGAGAGACACAUACAAAAACACUCUCCCUCUCUCUCUCUUCUCUCUUUCUCUAUCUGUGACCGUUUUCAUACUCACAAGCACUGUCGUUGCAUCUAAGUAAAUCUACAUCUCUAUCAUUUUAUAUAUACAUCGGAUUCGAAACCCUAGCUUUGGGAUCCUGAGAACGAGGUGCAUUUUGAUGUGAGAUACGUAGGUAGUGUCGAAUCGAUCAGAUCAGCUAUGGUGGAGGUGUACGAAGGAGGAACAGUGGCUCCUGAGAUGGCGCCGCGGGAGGAGAGCAAUGGCAGUGCCGAGCCGACGCACGCUCCGACUCCACCGGCGCCGCUGACGGUGUCAGGAUCGUUCAAGGAUGGCAAGAGCUCGUCGCGGAGGAGGGCGUCGGUGAGGCCCAGCCUGGACGCGGACGAGUUCUUUAACCUGCUUCACGGGUCGGAUCCGGUCAAGGUCGAGCUCAAUCGGCUUGAGAACGAAGUCCGAGACAAGGACCGGGAGUUGGGAGAGGCCCAGGCGGAGAUCAAGGCCUUGAGGUUAUCUGAACGACUUAGAGAAAAGGCCGUCGAAGAGCUCACUGAAGAACUGUCAAAGGUUGAGGAGAAGCUGAAGUUAACAGAAUCUCUUCUAGAAAGCCGAAAUCUUGAAAUUAAGAAAAUCAACGACGAGAAGAAGGCUUCCAUGGCUGCUCAGUUUGCUGCUGAAGCCACUCUUCGAAGGGUUCAUGCUGCUCAAAAAGAUGACGAUAUGCCUCCAAUUGAAGCCAUUCUUGCCCCUCUGGAGGCUGAGCUCAAGAUUGCUAAACAGGAGAUUGCAAAACUUCAAGAUGAUAACAAAGCAUUAGACCGUCUUACAAAAUCAAAAGAAGCAGCUUUAAUUGAAGCUGAGAGGACAGUUCAGGUUGCCCUGGCAAAGGCCUCUUUGGUGGAUGAUCUCCAAAAUAAAAACCAGGAACUAAUGAAGCAGAUAGAAAUAUGCCAGGAAGAAAAUAAAAUCUUGGACAAAAUGCAUAGACAGAAGGUUGCAGAGGUUGAAAAGCUUACUCAAACUGUUCGGGAGUUGGAAGAGGCUGUUCUUGCCGGUGGUGCGGCUGCAAAUGCUGUGAGGGAUUAUCAGAGAAAAGUUCAGGAGAUGAAUGAGGAAAGGAAAACACUUGACCGGGAGCUGGCCCGUGCAAAGGUUACUGCUAAUAGAGUGGCUGUAGUGGUUGCAAAUGAGUGGAAGGAUGCUAAUGACAAAGUGAUGCCUGUGAAGCAAUGGCUUGAAGAACGAAGAUUCUUGCAGGGAGAAAUGCAGCAUCUACGGGACAAGCUUGCUGUAACUGAGAGAACUGCAAAGUCUGAAGCACAGUUGAAAGAGAAAUAUCAUUUACGACUAAAAGUGCUAGAGGAGAGUUUGAGAGGAUCUUCUAAUAGUAAUCCUCGGAGUACAUCGGAGGGACGAAGCAUAACCAGUGGGUCUUCUCGUCGACAAUCCCUGGGUGGAGCUGAUAACAUCUCAAGAUUAACCUCCAAUGGCUAUUUAUCAAAGAGAACACCAGCCUCUCAGUUUAAAUCCUCUUCUUUGUCCUCUAGCAGCAGUGCAGUAUUGAAGCAUGCUAAAGGCACUUCAAAAUCAUUUGAUGGGGGCUCAAGGUCUUUGGAAAGGAGUAAGAUUAUUUUAAAUGGAACAAACCCCAGCCAUUCAUUCAACCAAUCUUGUGAGGGAACAAAGGAUGGUGAGGCAAAUAGUAACUGGAAAGAAGGUUUGGAUGAGAAGCCAAAUGAGUUCCAGAUGGUGGAUACAGAGGAUAGUGUCCCAGGGGUUUUGUAUGAUUUACUGCAAAAAGAGGUCAUAAUUUUGAGGAAAGCUGGCCAUGAGAAAGAUCAAAGCCUGAAAGACAAGGAUGAUGCUAUUGAGAUGUUAGCUAAGAAGGUAGAGACAUUGACCAAGGCAAUGGAAGUCGAAGCAAAGAAGAUGAGAAGAGAAGUAGCUACCAUGGAAAAGGAGGUAGCUGCCAUGCGAGUAGAAAAAGAACAUGAGAAUCGGGCAAAGAGGUUUGGUAAUGCAAAGGGCCCUGUCACCAGUGCUCAGCUGCUUUCUGCAAGAAACGUGACACGAGGGGGGUUGACACGCAGUACCCAAUGACAAGGAAUCCUUAUUGCAUUCCUGCAGUAAAUCCGGAUAGGCCUUGCUCUUUUUUAUUUUCUUUCUUUUUAUUUGUAUUUCUAAAUUUCCCCUUCUUUCGUGAUCGACUAUAUGUAACCGGCAUGCUGACGGUCAGACACGUCUCUACAUUCACUGAAAGUUGGCGAAGAGAAGAAAAUCCGAGUGACGAGAAUGUGAUGAAGAAAUCAGUGUGCUGCUGACAUAGAUUGUAAUUCCUCUGCUUAGGGAUUGGUAAAAAGAGAAAACAAAUGGGAGAUAAUUGACUUUGGGCUAACAUUUUGUCAGGUUUUCUUUGUCUGAGUGUCCAGUCUGGUGAUUGUAUAGGUAGUGUAUUGUAUUUUUUUUUUUUUUUUUCUCUCUUUUUCAGUCUAUAUUUGUAUUCGGUGCCUAGUGUGAUUGUUCUUGGGUUCAGCUUUGUUAAUAUUUUGGUAAUCAGAUCAAGAUCCUCAGAUCUUCUAUGGUUGUGUUA
Messenger RNA from Carya illinoinensis, 2710 nucleotides. RefSeq names its product microtubule-associated protein 70-2-like. Bases 322 to 2220 code for a protein of 632 amino acids. The transcript is spliced from 11 exons. The record is from RefSeq and is a predicted model, not a curated record. Lineage: Eukaryota; Viridiplantae; Streptophyta; Magnoliopsida; Fagales; Juglandaceae. Gene Ontology annotation, molecular function: microtubule binding. Gene Ontology annotation, biological process: cytoskeleton organization.